Molecule: messenger RNA, 1817 nt
Organism: Brassica napus (rape)
Lineage: Eukaryota; Viridiplantae; Streptophyta; Magnoliopsida; Brassicales; Brassicaceae
Product: paired amphipathic helix protein Sin3-like 2
Exons: 1
Coding region: 143-1405 (420 amino acids)
Biological process (GO): negative regulation of transcription by RNA polymerase II
Cellular component (GO): chromatin; histone deacetylase complex
Molecular function (GO): transcription corepressor activity
Source: RefSeq, a predicted model, not a curated record
GGAUUCGACCGAGGUUUUACUUUUAUUACCUAUAUAUACAUAUAGUUCUCCUUUUUUUCAAAGUUCUCUUAUAAAUAAACACAAGUAAAAGCGGUGAUUUAAAUAACUUUUAUCAUCCAAUAUAUAAGGAGAUAUAAUAGACAUGACUACUCAACAGCAUCGUUAUAAGAGUAGUCGCGUGCGUAACGAGGAAGAAAUAAGAUUCAAAGAGAAAGGGAUGGUGAAGAAGAAGAAGAAGAACGCGCUCGAGUUAUGGAGUAUCUUCAAAGAGAGACUAACUCCGACGGAUUUGAAGACGCUCACCUCCUUGCUGAUAGAUUCUAACCGCAGAAGAAUCGACAAGACCCAACUCAUUGCAUCUGCUCUGGUUUUGUUCAAGAAGGACGACUUUCUUCAUCGAUGCUUCACAGAUUUUCUCAACAAGCCUCAAGAAGAAGAUGAAGAAGAGGAUGAAGAUAAAGCACUCAGUGAGGUUGAGGCUGAGUCGCUCAAGAACUUCUGUAAGAUGGUCAGUAAGGGACUGGGUCCUUCCGAGUUGCUAGAGUUAGUCUCCUCCGUUAAAGACUUUGGUAAGAAAAAAAUCAAACUCAGCCAGUUUCGUAAGUCUCUUUCACUUUUGUUCAAAAACAAUGGUCAAGAAGAUGAACGUGGAAAGACCCAACAAAACGUUCAAGAUACGGGUCUUGAACUUGAAGAAGGUGAAAUACGAGAAGAUGGUCUUGGGGUUAGGGCUAAAGUAGGUAACAAGUCGAAAGAAGAUCAAAAGAUUGGAGCCGAUGCUGCUGAGAUUAGGGUUUCUGAGGAGCGAGAGUUGGUGAAAGACGUAACGCAUGGCUUAGACAAGAUGGAUUUGGAAGGAAAGAAGAGAAGACUAUUGCAAACUACUGAGAGGUCUCUGAAGAAAGCAAGAACCUCGUCAAGGCAGUUAGAACGAGUGACACCGAGCUAUAAGCUUAUCCCUGAGGAAGAACAGUGUCCUGUCUCAAACAAGGUACUGAACAACAAGUACGCUGUGAUGCAAUUUAAAGGUGCUUCGAGACGUAAGAAACUGAGCAAGUACGAAGAAGCAGUGGCGAGAUGCGAAGAGGACAUGUUUGAGAGUGAUAUGUUGAUGGAAGCUCUGAAAAGCGCAGUGGAGAGUGCGGAACAAGUUAUAAAGGAGGAGAUGAGCCUGGAAAAUCUUGGUGUGAAGUUCUACAGAUGCAUCGAAAGGCUAUACCGUGGAGAUAUGUUUGCAGUUGUAAGAGAAGACCACAAGACGGUUUUGCCUGUGAUCUUAAUCAGGCUGAAGCAGAAGCUGGAUGCGGUCAGAGUUGCUCGGGAAAUAUGGAUCCCUAUGUGGAAGCAAGUCUUUGAAGAUAACACUAUAAAGCAAAGAGAAUCUACUACAUUUAGACGGCGAUAAAUGUAACUAAGCAGGUUUACUUUUGGUUUGAUGUCCCACUUUAUGACACUGUGUAUUUCAUGAGAGUUUUGUAAAUACAGGAAAGGCAGAUUUUUUAGCACAAGAAGAACAAAGUCUUCAAGCAGAUCAACCCAAAUCUCUAUACUCAUAGUAAUGUUGAUACAAGAGCCUACAAUUUAUAUUUCUUAGGCAGCUAAUAUAUUAAUUAAUGCAUUGCGUGUAACUACACUUCUUUUUUAGAGGCCGGUCUACAUUGGAAAAUUCCAACAAGAAGACGCUUUUGAAGUAGAAUUAACGUUUAACAGCAAAUCCAAGUAGAAAUUCCUGCAAUUCCAUAUCAAGCUCUAUUAAGUUAGCUUAUAUUUGCUGGACUUAAAGACAAUAUAAUGAUCGAGUAUCAAAUUGUCAAAAA